GCUUUCCUCACCUACUGCGAGCGUGAGUCGGCACUGAAGGCCCAGAGCGCGCUGCACGAGCAGAAGACCCUGCCCGGGAUGAACCGGCCGAUCCAGGUGAAGCCGGCGGACAGCGAGAGCCGAGGAGAUAGAAAACUCUUCGUGGGCAUGCUCAACAAGCAGCAGUCCGAGGACGACGUACGCCGCCUCUUCGAGGCCUUCGGCAACAUCGAGGAGUGCACGAUCCUUCGCGGGCCCGACGGCAACAGCAAGGGGUGCGCCUUCGUGAAGUACUCGUCCCACGCCGAGGCGCAGGCCGCCAUCAACGCGCUCCACGGCAGCCAGACCAUGCCGGGAGCUUCGUCCAGCCUGGUGGUCAAGUUUGCUGACACGGACAAGGAGCGCACGAUGCGGCGGAUGCAGCAGAUGGCUGGCCAGAUGGGCAUGUUCAACCCCAUGGCCAUUCCGUUUGGGGCCUACGGCGCCUAUGCCCAGGCACUGAUGCAGCAGCAAGCGGCCCUCAUGGCAUCAGUCGCUCAGGGGGGCUACCUGAACCCCAUGGCUGCCUUCGCUGCCGCCCAGAUGCAGCAGAUGGCGGCCCUCAACAUGAACGGCCUGGCGGCCGCACCUAUGACCCCAACCUCAGGUGGCAGCACCCCUCCGGGCAUCACUGCACCAGCCGUGCCUAGCAUCCCGUCCCCCAUUGGGGUGAACGGCUUCACCGGCCUUCCCCCACAGGCCAAUGGGCAACCUGCUGCAGAAGCUGUGUUUGCCAAUGGUAUCCACCCCUACCCAGCACAGAGCCCCACCGCCGCGGACCCCCUGCAGCAGGCCUACGCCGGAGUGCAGCAGUAUGCAGGUCCAGCCGCCUACCCUGCUGCCUAUGGUCAGAUAAGCCAGGCUUUUCCUCAGCCACCACCGAUGAUUCCCCAGCAACAGAGAGAAGGGCCCGAGGGCUGUAACCUGUUCAUCUACCAUCUGCCCCAGGAGUUUGGGGACGCUGAGCUGAUGCAGAUGUUCCUCCCUUUCGGCUUCGUGAGCUUCGACAACCCAGCCAGCGCGCAGACCGCCAUUCAGGCCAUGAACGGCUUUCAGAUCGGCAUGAAGAGGCUCAAGGUGCAGCUGAAGCGGCCCAAAGACACCAAUCGCCCGUAUUGAGCGCCGGCGGGAGCGUCCCCCGGGGGAGACCAGGACUCGCACAGGGCAGGAUGCUGAACGGGCUACAUUAAAAAAACAAACCUCUCUCUAUCUAUAUUUAUAAAUGAGAACUGUUGGAUGACACCUUUGACAUAUCAGCCAAUAUCAAUCAAGCUGAAGACUCCAGACACUCUGUGUGACUGUAACAUUUCUUCAAGGGAAGCAUUAGCGUCUGUGGAUUCAGAGGGGCACAUGUUUGGGGGAAACAAAACGAAUGACACAAAGAAGAUGACACAGCAAAAUGAGAACAAUUAAAUACAUACACGCAAAAGGAAAAAAAAGAAAAAAAGAAAAGAAAAAGAAAAAAAAAAGCAACUUUAAACCAUGUGAGACCGGACCGGUAGGCUGAAGGGCUGGGUUCUGGGAGGAGACGCCACGCUGCCCACCGAUGCUGGCAGCCCUGGGCGCCCGAGGCAGGAGGAGGCGAGCGGGUGGCUGGCAGGGAGGCCGCUGCCCAGCAUCUCUAUCUGUCAUUCCUUUAGCUAUUUAGGGACCAAAGGACCAAACUUUGUAUCACAGAUGUGUAGCUCUAUGUCAGAGAGCGAGGGAGAAGGGGGGACAGCCUCCUUCUUGCCCCUCGACGCUGUUCCCAAGACAG
This is a messenger RNA of Ochotona princeps (American pika), 1774 nucleotides long. It is a transcript of the gene CELF4, whose product is annotated as CUGBP Elav-like family member 4. Lineage: Eukaryota; Metazoa; Chordata; Mammalia; Lagomorpha; Ochotonidae. The transcript is spliced from 12 exons. The coding region runs from base 79 to 1137 and encodes 352 amino acids. Gene Ontology annotation, molecular function: mRNA binding. Gene Ontology annotation, biological process: mRNA splice site recognition; regulation of alternative mRNA splicing, via spliceosome. Gene Ontology annotation, cellular component: cytoplasm; ribonucleoprotein complex; nucleus. The record is from RefSeq and is a predicted model, not a curated record.